UCUAUGACCCUUUCUUAAAUAAAUAACCUGAUUAUUAAAUAAAUAAAGUUUGUACAAUUCUUUCACUACUUCAAAACAUCACCAAAAGAUAUGGAAGUUCAUUAUGCUAAGAAAAUGAAAAAAACAGCCACAGAGCGUGGAGAUCACUGCCAAACCGAGUGGCGGAGGUACAAAGGCGUGAGGCGGCGGCCUUGGGGUAGGUUCGCGGCGGAGGUAAGGGAUCCAGAGAAAAAACGCAAAAGAAUAUGGUUGGGAACAUUUGAUACACCCGAAGAAGCAGCUUUAGCUUAUGAUAAAGCCGCUUUCAAGCUACUAGGUUCCCGGGCCAAGGUGAAUUUUCCUCUCCUGAUCGGAUUAGAUCAUGACUCGCCAGUUGUUGUGGCUGCUAGGUGUCUCGCUGUAUCCUCCCAUGAACCAAGGAGGAACAAUACAGCUGAGCCACCUAGCAGUGCCACAACAACGCUGGAGGACGAGUCAGACACAAGAUGCUAUGUCCCCACUUUUGGGACAAAUGAUGAUGUUGUUGUUGAUACUGUAGUUGAGGUGCAUGGAAAUAGUGAUCAAGAGUCAGAAUGUUUUCAAACAGAUUUCAUACCCUCGUCAUCACUUCCUCAACUACAUCAAGAAUCACCAUCGACUACCAACAAUCGUGAUAACACGAAUUGGGAUUUCGAAAGGUUUACGUCUAAACCUGAUGAAUCAUCGUUAAUAAGGAUGGUGCAACCAUCAGUAGUGGCGCCUUCAUUCGCCGAAUGUCCAGCAGAAGAGGUGGAUACUGAUCUUGAUCUAUUGUGGAACUUCGAUGCAACGACGCCUGAUGAGUUUCUUUUCCUUGAAUGCUUGAAAAAAUGAUAGAGAAAAUUAUUAAUAAUUCUAAUUUUUCAUUGACAUUUCGUGGUUUAUUACUUUAUUUACUUGGUUAUGUAUCGCUUCAUGGCUUUAUUAUUUUUUUUUUCUUUCCAAUAUGAUAUCUAUGGAAUACUUUGUCAAUGAUCCGUACGUGGAAACUUUGGAUA
Messenger RNA from Erigeron canadensis, 1016 nucleotides. RefSeq names its product ethylene-responsive transcription factor 13-like. Bases 91 to 852 code for a protein of 253 amino acids. The transcript has a single exon. The record is from RefSeq and is a predicted model, not a curated record. Gene Ontology annotation, biological process: regulation of DNA-templated transcription; ethylene-activated signaling pathway. Gene Ontology annotation, molecular function: DNA-binding transcription factor activity; DNA binding. Lineage: Eukaryota; Viridiplantae; Streptophyta; Magnoliopsida; Asterales; Asteraceae.